AUGGCCGAGCUGGGCGAAGCUGAGCUUCGUGUCCUAGGUGGUUUCCUCGUCAUUGUCGCCUUCGUCGCCGCUACCGUCAAGAUCAUGAACUGCAGACGGUUGCUCAGGUUCGAACGAAUUGUGGAACCUCAGGUUGAAAGAGGUGAUAUCCCCAUACGCGUCAACGAGAAUACAGAAGUUCCCUUUGGCGUCAAAGCACUCGAUGGGGGACCUUCGAUCGAAGGCGUCUGGAAUGCUCACACAGCAACGCCUUUGCAAGGGCCACGAUCGAGGAAUAGGAGUCCUUUGAUCCAGCCCGCCAAAAUGCUUCGCCGUUCAAAGAGAGACGUUUCAGUAUCGUCAAUACCGCCACUUGAUAUAACUGAGCCCACGUCGACGGAUGAUGCUGCGGGUCAGUCUUCAACUCAUCACCGAUUUCUUUCUAACUUGUUCCCAGUCGUCGCGCCGCUAAUGCCUUUCGAUGGACCAACCGAACAAUCACCUGCCACUCUGCCCAAGCGAGGAAAAGCGAAAUCGAUUACAAUCAGCUACUCCCGACCAUCUGCAAGAUCUGAACAUGCUUCGAGUUAUGCUGGUCUAGAAGCCGAGGGCUUGCUCAACGGGCCGGUCAGCCCAGCGGACACUACCUUCCGAUCAGACUCACCACCGAAACUGCGUCUACACCCCUCUUCCUGCAAGACCGAGAAUCGUCGCCGCAGAUUUGUUAUCGGAGGUCGGACCAGCCCCACAAAGACGCCCAGUAAGCCUCCAGCGAACGAUCACGAUGUCAUUGACCGAAUGAACGCACAUCGAAGACUGCACUCAGCUGAGCAGGGCCAGCUGAUCCCACGAAUACGACCGCAUUCUGAAGAUAACGCUAGAGUCGAGACUGAUUAUUGUCAAUGUGACGAGGUUGAUGGUUCGCCCUCUCGCGCUGUAUCUUGGCCAUCAGAUGAGCAGCUUCGCCAGAGCAACUCGAAGGCACAAAAGCUGAAGACCAUCACAGCAUCACCCGCCGUGGCCCAGACAGCCAAAGUCGAAGCUCGUCCGCCCGCAAAGCUCUGCCCUUCGGCAUGGAGCGAGAAAACACAAGAGUUAAUGCAUGAGCAUAUAUAUCGACAUAUCAGCGUUGAUGAGAGCGUUGUCACGCCAUCUCUGUGUUCCGAUACCACUCUAUCCACCGCCGUUGCAGGUGAUGAGGCUGUGUCUAUUGAGAACAAGGUCACGCGGAAGGUCAAUGACGGGUUUGAGAUCCUGCCCGCCGGCUCUCUGCAGAAAGAAGCCGAGAUCAGAGUCGUGGGUAUCUGGCCAGAUGCUGGACAAGACGACACCAACCAGAAGAGGAGACCACGGAAACUCCAGAAGAAGCACCGUCGGUCGAGCUCGGCAGGAUCUUACGCGUCUAGGACCUCGUCCGAGAGCACGCGAUCUAGCAGAUUUGCUCUAAUGCACCGCCCUCAUUGA
Molecule: messenger RNA, 1443 nt
Organism: Cyphellophora europaea CBS 101466
Lineage: Eukaryota; Fungi; Ascomycota; Eurotiomycetes; Chaetothyriales; Cyphellophoraceae
Exons: 3
Coding region: 1-1443 (480 amino acids)
Source: RefSeq, a predicted model, not a curated record